GUAACAUCAACAUCCGGUUGAGGCAAAACCGAGCGAAAAUAUGACGGAUAGGUUAGGUAUCGUUUUAUAUAUCGGUAUAUAGUCAUCAAAUUAUAGAAAUAUUGAUUGAGUAAUAAAAAAACAAAAUGUCGCGAGCUGCCGUGUCUAAAUCACGGGCAGACAAGGGUUCUAAGCCUCCACCAGCUCAUACACCUGUAGUUGCACAUGAAAUCGUACCUGGAAAAUUCACAGAUCAAGACUGGAAUUUUAUGCUUGAUAAAGAUGGAUCAGAGGACUUCAUUGAGGAUAUCAUGGAGGAAUUGGUGGACACCACCAUGGAUAAAAUCUAUGAUAUCUAUAUAGAUAAACAACUUCUCCCUUUCACAGUCACAAUGGCAAAAGAUGCAAUUCUUCAAAUCAUUGAUUGGCAGUUCUUAGCAAGAGACGAAGGGGAAGUAAAUAUUGAAACUGAUGCUGGAUGGAUGGAAGAUGAGGAGCCUGACCCUGCAUCCACUGAUUGCUGGGCCCAGGGAUCUGUACCCAAACAAAUCAUUCCUCCAAGACCCAUGUCUCCUGUGGCAGAAAUCUUUGAAGAGAGACCGGAUGAUGAAGAUGAAGAUGUUUCACCACUACCACCACAAAAAGAAAAUACGAUGGUGGAGGAAGAAGCUGCAGAGAUGGAAGAUAAAGUAUCAGAAGCAGAGGAAGAGAGUGCUGAUCAGAAAGCCAAAAGCAAGCCCAAAGAGGAAAAGAAAGAGAAGAAGAGAUUUAAGUUCAAGCCAUACAAGGGACGACUGGGUUCCAGCCAUGUCGGUAGGAUGUCCGAGUCCCUGGAGGAGACAGAGAUGAAGAUGAUUGCUGCAGAAAUUGAGGCUAGUCUGGAGUUUAAACAAAUGGACAAAGCCAGUGGCAUACUCAACAUGCCAGCAUCUUGUCAUUCAAUUCUCAAAGUCCAGUCUGGGAGACCGCCAGGAAACAAAGAAGUGAUGUACGAUGAUAUGGGCAAUGUUGUUGCUGUAAUCAAACUAAACCCAGAAAAACUACCAUCUCACAAAGUGAAAGUUAAUUAUCAAGUAGUAGACCCCUCAGUGGAAGCAGCUCAAGCAAGACUAGAGGCCAUGCGCCAUGGCAAAUUUAUGAAAAUAAAAUUAAAGAAAAAGAGGACAUCCCCAGAAGAAUCACUGGAUAAAUCUUUUGAUAGUGUUUCAAUAAAGCAAGGAGAUGCAAAAACUGAGUUACCUCCCCCUAUGAUCGAGUCCAUGGAUCUUGCUGCUGGGGUCACAGUUAAGGAGGGUGGAAGAGUUAGAAGGGGACCAAAGAGGUAUAUAAGGAAAUCGGAUGUUUUAUCAACAAAUCUACAAGGAUUGCAUCCUGUGGCUAACAAGACUGCCAAGCCUGCGCUGGAGGUCGCCGAUCUGCUAGACAGACACACCCCCAUCCUUAGACCAAUCAGAGACUCUCCCCCGUUACCCCCUAUUUUACCCCACCCUCCUAGUCAGCCCCGAAUAUCAACUUAAAAAAUGAAUCAGAACUGUGUGAUUCAGAGGCUUGACAAUUUAAGAUCUGCUUUGUUAUUUUCAGGAAAUUUCUGGAAAAAACAACUCAACAAAUUAUUACAAACAUGCACAUGUGACCAUGUUGUUAUAUAAUUGUAUACAGUUUAUGAUAUAAUAGUACUACAUAUUGUGCACAUGUUAAAUUCUGCUUGACAGCCAUAUCAUGUUCUUUAUGAUAGAACUGUCUCCUGUGAUAUUUAUACCACUUAGAUAAUUUACUGUGAAUAUUGAUGUGAGAAAAGUGAUCAUUUGAUUGUUACAAUAAAUUUUUAUAUAUUAAU
Molecule: messenger RNA, 1816 nt
Organism: Magallana angulata
Lineage: Eukaryota; Metazoa; Mollusca; Bivalvia; Ostreida; Ostreidae
Exons: 11
Coding region: 126-1496 (456 amino acids)
Source: RefSeq, a predicted model, not a curated record